This is a messenger RNA of Penicillium cataractarum, 759 nucleotides long. RefSeq names its product type 1 glutamine amidotransferase. Gene Ontology annotation, cellular component: nucleus; cytosol. The transcript has 3 exons. Lineage: Eukaryota; Fungi; Ascomycota; Eurotiomycetes; Eurotiales; Aspergillaceae. The coding region runs from base 1 to 759 and encodes 252 amino acids. The record is from RefSeq and is a predicted model, not a curated record.
AUGCGUCCUCCACUACGGAUCGCGGUCUUAGAAUGCGAUACCCCGCUCCCCGAGACCGACAGUCGCUAUCAUGGAUACGGAGGAGUCUUCACGGCUCUUCUGAAAUCCAGCGCGAAGACAUUUAAUGAUGGCGACCGUCUUGACCCUGAAGCUGAUCUCCACAUCUCAAGAUGGGACAUCAUGAGCAGGAUGGAAUACCCGAAGCUAGAGGAUAUCGAUGCAGUGCUUCUGAGUGGCUCAAGGUAUAAUUCAUAUGAAGACGUGCCGUGGACCAACCGACUCGUGGAAUUCACCCAGUCAAUCCUAGCACAAGGUCGCGUCCGUCUACUCGGAAUCUGCUUCGGCCACCAGAUCGUGGGCCGCGCACUCGGUGUGAAAGUCGGUCCUAGUGAUCAAGGCUGGGAGACUGCUGUCUGCGAAGUGGACUUGACAGUCAAGGGGAAAGAGUUAUUUGGAAGGGACAAGCUCCACAUCCAGCAAAUGCAUCAGGAUAUUGUCUCCGAGUGUCCCUCAGGAGUGACUCUCCUCGGAUCCUCACCACGUUGCGCUGUCCAGGGCAUGUACUCGCCCCGUCGCUUUAUAACGGUCCAAGGACAUCCCGAAUUCAAUGAGGAGAUUGAGAUCGAAAUCAUUAAGAAUCGGACCAAGGCGGGCGUAUUCAGUGAAGAUCAAGCGCAGGAGGCCCUGAGCAGGGUUGGAAAUGAACACGAUGGUGUUUCUAUCGGAGCGACCUUUCUCAACUUUCUACUGGAAGAUUAA